AUUGUAAUUUAUUUCAUUGUCCGCCCCCCCUGUAAACAGGCUGCAGAUACUCUGGCUGUGAGGCAGAAAAGAAGAAUUUAUGAUAUCACCAACGUCUUGGAAGGGAUCGACCUGAUUGAGAAAAAGUCCAAAAACAGCAUCCAGUGGAAAGGUGUGGGCGCUGGCUGCAACACUAAGGAAGUCCUGGAGAGACUGCGAGACCUCAGAGCCGAGGUCGAGGACCUGGACCUGAAGGAAAGGGAACUGGAUCAGCAGAAGUCGUGGCUGCAGCAGAGCAUCAGAAAUGUGAUGGAUGACGCCAUCAACAGCAGGUUUUCCUACAUGACUCACGAGGACAUCUGCAACUGCUUCCAUGGUGACACACUGUUGGCCAUCCAGGCACCUGCUGGCACGCAGCUGGAGGUCCCGCUCCCAGAGAUGGGUCAGAAUGGACAGAAGAAGUACCAGAUCAACCUCAAGAGUCACUCGGGCCCCAUCCACGUGCUGCUGAUAAAUAAAGAGUCCAGUUCGUCUCAGCCUGUGGUUUUCCCUGUUCCCCCACCGGACGACCUCACGCAGCCCCCCUCUCAGCCUUCGACUCCCCGGACUCCGCACAAGCCCAGCCCCACCCCGCCGAGCCCUCCGGGGCCGCCCGCCUCUGAGAGGAGCCCCGGCCUCCAGCACAUCCCGGCCACAGACUCGGCUUCAGGAUCUGUUACUGGAGAUCUCAUUGAUGAGCUGAUGUCUUCUGAUGUGUUUCCUCUCCUGCGGCUCUCCCCCACCCCCGCGGACGACUACAACUUUAACUUAGAUGACAGUGAAGGAGUGUGUGACCUGUUUGAUGUCCAGAUACUAAAUUACUAGACUCCUUGGACACCUGGGACAGUAUCUACCUCUAACUGAAACCUUGUAGACUUGCUAAUAACCUGAGUAUUUAUAAUGUACGUAACGCCUGUUUAGGUCGCUGAUUCUGACGUCUUCUUCCCUAAUACUUGCUCUCUGACUUCACAAAACGUCAACUGUGAAGACAAAGGGCUCCGAAGCCCCUACAGUGACUGCAUUCUGGAACUUCAGCUUCCCUUCCAAUUCUAACUCCUGUUUUUACUCUUGUGAAAGGAAAGUUAAAAGUAGGUUAAGGUCAUCAAAAAACAAAAUGGCCAAGGGCUCAUCACUUAUUUGUGUUCCGCUUUUACUGCCACGAAACUGUCUGUAUUUCUGCGCUCCAAUCCUGACAGACAGUCACUGCCACGUAUGGAGUGAAGGUGUCCGAGAGGCUACGGUCACUUCCCGUGAAGAGUUUGUGAAGUGCCUUUGUUCUAGCACUUUAAGUUCACCACGUUUGCUGACUCCUGACAUUCCACUUUCCUGGAUUAUAGGAGAGGGCUGUUUAUGUAGUGGUUUUUAAAAUGUGCCAAUGCCUGUACAUUAACAAGAUUUUUAAAAAUAAAGUUGUAUAAAGCA
Messenger RNA from Myotis brandtii (Brandt's bat), 1440 nucleotides. RefSeq names its product E2F transcription factor 5, p130-binding (gene E2F5). The annotation marks the transcript as partial. The record is from RefSeq and is a predicted model, not a curated record. The transcript has 7 exons. Gene Ontology annotation, molecular function: protein dimerization activity; DNA-binding transcription factor activity, RNA polymerase II-specific; RNA polymerase II cis-regulatory region sequence-specific DNA binding. Lineage: Eukaryota; Metazoa; Chordata; Mammalia; Chiroptera; Vespertilionidae. Gene Ontology annotation, cellular component: RNA polymerase II transcription regulator complex. Gene Ontology annotation, biological process: regulation of transcription by RNA polymerase II.